Molecule: messenger RNA, 1394 nt
Organism: Rhineura floridana
Lineage: Eukaryota; Metazoa; Chordata; Lepidosauria; Squamata; Rhineuridae
Gene: IGBP1
Product: immunoglobulin binding protein 1
Exons: 6
Coding region: 49-1086 (345 amino acids)
Biological process (GO): regulation of signal transduction; regulation of dephosphorylation
Cellular component (GO): cytosol
Molecular function (GO): protein phosphatase 2A binding
Source: RefSeq, a predicted model, not a curated record
CCGAGCGGCGGCGGCGCUUCCGCUUCCGGCGGCAGAGCGCCUCCCAGCAUGGCGGCCUGCGCGGCGACGGAAGAGCCGGUGCGGCUCUCGGAGCUGCUCGAGUCUGGCUGGCGGCUCCUAGAAGAGGUGGAGAGCGGCGCGGAGCCCUCCUCGGGGGCGCCCGCCGUGCAGCGCAAGGUCCAGCGCGGCGUUGCCCUCCUGGAGCGCGCAGCCUGCGCCGUCGCCGAGCUCCAGCUCUUCAGCCGAAAUGAAGAGCUGGAAGAGAUUGCGUCAGCUGACCUGAAAUUCAUGCUGGUACCUGCUCUAUUGGCGGCCCUCAUCUUGAAGCAGGUCAAUCCUGACAAGCGACUGGAGCAUGUGGAGAGGGCACGAGCCUGUUUCAUGAAUUUCUUGCAAAUCUGCAAAGACUAUGGGAUUGGCCAGUUUGAACUCCCUCGGGAGCCGAGCAGCAGGGAGGAGAGUGAGUCUGCUGGGAGCUCAUGGGACGCUGCGCCAGCAUCUGAUCAGGCCACUCUCAUUGCCAUGGCAUCAAAUAGGCAGGCAAAAAUUGAAAGAUACAAACAGAAGAAGGAGGUCGAAAACCAGCUUGCUUCUUUGAAGACCUUCAUCGAUCGCGGCCAGGCAGAGGAGGAACAAAUACGGGAGUUCUACUUGCUGCAAAUCAAGAAGUGGAUCAGCACAGGUCUGGAGGAGAUCGAGAGCAUUGAUCAAGAAGUAGCAAUCCUCAGUCGGCGGGAUGCUCUGAAGAAGGGUUCAGCCACGCGGCCUCCCGGUCGAUGCCGGCCUCCAUUGAAGCCCUUCAUCCUUACGCGGGAUGCUGCCCAGGCAAAGGUGUUUGGUGCUGGCUACCCCAGCCUCGCAACCAUGACAGUGGAUGACUGGUAUGAGCAGCACCGGAAGCAAGGAGCCUUACCGGAUCAGGGCAUUCCACAAGCAGCUUCAGGUACGGAAGAGCGGCAGAAGGAAGAGGAAGGAACGAAAGAGGAGGAAGAGGAGGAAGAUGAAGCCGUGUGGAAAGCCCGGGAAUGGGACGAGUGGAAGGACCUGCACCCCAGGGGUUAUGGCAACCGGAAGAACAUGGGCUGAUGGGCAUCCCAGAGGUGAGCCUGCAGCCCAGAGACCCUCCAUAACAUUUGGUUAAAUAAGCUGCCCACACCAUGUACUCUCCCUUUUGAAAGGUGAACAGGGCGAGGCUGUUUGUUCUGCGUUGUCAGGCCACAUUUGGGCAGUAUCAGGAGUCCAGAAGUGGCUGAGGCUUCCUCCCGCGCAGGAGACCCCUGUGGGGGACAUGACAUCCCCCUUUCCUAAAGUCGUUCCCGGUGAGCUGAAUGGAUGUCAAUUUAGAAGUACUGUAACUUAUUCUUUCUUUAAAAAUAAAUGCCAUUGUCAGUUCA